This is a messenger RNA of Hippocampus zosterae (dwarf seahorse), 3502 nucleotides long. RefSeq names its product glycerophosphocholine phosphodiesterase 1 (gene gpcpd1). Gene Ontology annotation, biological process: glycerophospholipid catabolic process. The coding region runs from base 103 to 2142 and encodes 679 amino acids. The record is from RefSeq and is a predicted model, not a curated record. The transcript has 19 exons. Gene Ontology annotation, molecular function: starch binding; glycerophosphocholine phosphodiesterase activity. NCBI's taxonomy places the organism in Eukaryota, Metazoa, Chordata, Actinopteri, Syngnathiformes, Syngnathidae.
GUCCAUGUGGUUGCGGGUAUUUGAGUGACAAUAUGUACACGAAAUAAUAUGUCCCCCCCCCCCCUUCUCGUUGGCACGUGGUAGUGGACAGUCUUGUCAAUAAUGGACGUCUCCCAGGUGACCCUCAGUGUCAGAGGAGAAACUUGUCCAGGCGAGGUGAUUGCUGUGGUUGGGAGCUGUGAAUCCCUCGGCAUUUGGAGCUACCAAAAAGCAGUGGUCUUGAAAGCCAGUGAUGAGGGAAAUAAGUGGACGACAACGGUCGCCAUUCCCAGGGGAGUUGAGGUCAAGUACCGCUACUUCAAGGGCUUCUUUCUAGGGGCAAAAAGGGCGGGCGAUCCUUCUCAGGUGAUAGUCAAUGUGUGGGAGAGCCAUCAUCAUCCCCGCACCAUGAGCCCCACAGCACCGCACGUGAAUGUCAACAGUGGACAGUUUGGAAUUCACAAUGGGGUCACGUGUGUCGACGUCGGCUGGCUCACGUGCCAAACGGAGAUUCGCCUGCGUCUGCACUAUUCCAAGAUGUCUCCGGUGUCCAUCACCAAGAAGAAAUUCAAGAAGUCUCGUUUCAGGAUCAAAUUGACACUGGAGGGUGUUGAGGAGGAGGACGAAGAGGGCGAGGAGGAGGGGGAGGACUCGCGCAACAUGUCAUCCCCACCCAAAGUGCCCACCACCCUGGAGAUCAGCAUGAUCAGCCCAAAAUGCUACAAGUCCCGCCACUCGCAGCCAGAGUGCGGCUACGCCCUGGAACCUUCACGGUGGACCGAGUACAGCAUCCACAGCAUGGACCCCGACAACCUGGAGCUCACUUUUGAGUUUUUGCAGGAGGAUAUGAGUGAGCACGUGGUCCAGGGCGACGUUCACCCGGGUUACGUGGGCACCGCCUGCCUCCUCUCCUCCACCUUCCUGGAGAGCGGCAGGGACCACGGUCUGGUAACGCUACCAAUCAUGGGGCGCAACUCCAGGCAGACCAUCGGCAAAGUGCGAGUGGACUACCUGGUGAUCAGGCCCAUCCCGGGCCUGCAGUGCGACAUGAGUGCCACCUUCAGCAAGUACUGGAAGAAAGGAAGGUCCUUGAACGUGGGCCACCGGGGAGCUGGAAGCACCCAAGCUGCCAAGCAUCACAGAGUGCGAGAGAACACCAUUGCUUCGUUUAAGAGCGCCGCCAAGCACGGGGCCGCCUUCGUGGAGUUCGACGUCCACCUCUCCAAAGACGCCGUGCCCAUCGUGUACCAUGACCUCACGUGUUGCAUCGCCACCAAGAAAAAGAAAAAUGACCAGACUCUGGAGCUCAUUGAGGUGCCUGUGAAAGAUCUAACGUUUGAUCAGCUGCAGCUUCUGAAGCUGGCUCACGUCACCGCCAUGAAGGGAAACGAUCUCAAAGACAUGUUGGAGGACGAUGACGAUAUUGACGAGCAUCAGCCCUUCCCGUCGCUCUCGCAGAUCUUCCAAGCUCUCCCAGAACAUGUGGGCUUCAACAUCGAGCUCAAAUGGAUCAGUCAGAUGAAGGACGGGUCAUGGGAAGGCAACAUGUCAUCCUACUUCAACAUGAACAUGUUCUUAGACAUCAUUUUGUCCUGCGUUCUCCGCGAAGGAGGCAAGCGACGCAUCGUCUUCUCUUGCUUCGACCCCGAUAUCUGCUCCAUGGUGCGCCGCAAGCAGAACAAGUACCCCAUCCUUUUCCUGACGCAGGGCAUCUCUGAAAAGUAUCCAGAGCUGAUGGACAUACGCUGCCAGACCACCGAGAUCGCCAUGAGCUUCGCUCAGAGCGAGGACAUCCUAGGCAUCAGCGCUCACACCGAGGAGCUGAUGAUGAACGUGAGCCUCAUCAGGGAGGCGCAGGACAAAGGCCUGGUGGUGUUCAGCUGGGGCGAUGACAACAACGAGCACGAGAAUAGGAGGAAACUGAGGGAGCAGGGCAUUGACGGACUCAUCUAUGACAGGAUCUGCGAGGAACAAGCGGAGCAGCCUAACAUCUUCCAGGUGGAGGAGCAACACUCCCUGCGGGAGGUCAUCACAGACGAGACCCUUAAGAGUCCCGCCUGCUCCUGCUACUCCAUACCGUGCUCCAUGGCGCCAUGUGUCGCCGGCAAGGAGCGAGCCUGCAGCGGCAGUGCCGAGUCCGACUCUGGCCUCAGCUCCUCGUAGCCCCGUCCAAUUCUCACAAAAGGGAUUUUGUGUUCUGAGUUUGAAGUACCUUCGCUGAUGUGCACAAAAUGGCCACUUUGAAUUUCAAUUGUAGCGACUGCUUGCCUCUGCGUUCAGAUUUUAGACAGGAUACUGAAGUGUGAUAUUAGACCGCAUAAAGCACUGCAACAUUAUGCAGUGCUGUGAUCCACCGUUCAUCACAGGAGUUACAUACCAAACUUACCUGUGUCUAAAGUAGACUUUAAACACAACACUUGCAAGCAAAAAAUAUUUGGAAAAUCGAUUGAAUAAUCCCAAAAAAACAACAAAAACCGGAUUGUAAUAUAAGACCUAACAUACCCAUUCUUCACGCUUUAAACACGUUGUUUAAACACAGAAAGAUUCCAAUACAUGCGCACACACAAAUACAGAGAAAGAAAAUCUGAAAAUGUGCAAAGAAACAGCGAUAGUGCUGGACCACGACAAGCACUAUCUUAUAUACAAGCACCACUUUGCCUUCUGUUACAUUGUUUCUAGUAUCCUACAUUAAAUAGCAACAAUACUUUAUCACUUGGUGGUGUAUGUCUUGGAAUGUCUGUCAUGCACAGACACAUUUUCAUGCUGAGUUUUUAGAACAGGGUGCGAACAAACAUACUCUUUGCUUCGAAGAAUUAAGAGGAACCUGUUUUUGUUUCAUGUGUGUUGACUUUUUGCAGGCCAAGAGCCAUAUGGCUCUUGGUGAUAUUCACGCACAUUACAGAAUGUCCUUGCAUACCUAUUUGUCAUGUCCUUGUUUACGAAGAUGAAGAGAAGUGAACCAAUCUCUUUUUUUUCCAUCAAUGGAUGCUACAGCUUCUUGUUGACUUUGAAACUUAGCUUGUAGCCGACGUGUGCACAUUUUGAGCAUGACGUCUCUGAUCCACUGGUUAAAGGACACUUUGAUUCAGUCCUCUUUCAUCUCAAACUGCUUCAAACACAAAGCGUGUGACGGAAAAGUGGUUAGGACUGCACGAUUGCCCGUGUUUUGUGUUAUCUGUUUAUUGUUUUACUUUGUUAACAGUUUGUUAAGCGCUUUGUCACAGCUGCCGCCGUUGUGAAAGCGCUAUAUAAAUCAGCAUGUAUUGUAUGAUACUAAUGCAGCGUGUUAUACCGGAGACAAAUUACUUGUGUGUUCUACAUACUUGGCCAAUAAAGAUGAUUCUGAUUCUGACAUGGGCCAGUAAGGCAGACAUUAUGACAAAGGGUGUGCAAUAUAUUUUAAUGCGUGAAUUGCAAAUCACAUAUAGACUGAGCAGCAUGUCGAAAAGGAACCGUACUGUAAUUAGCUGCUGUAAACAAGCCACGUCAACAUAAACUGAAUCUGGAGUGCGUGUGUACACAA